GCUAGGUUGGACUGGCUGAGCUUGGAGGUCUCUUCCAACCUGCUUGAUUCUAUGAGUCUAUGGGGCACUUUCUGAUUGGCUGAGGAUAGAUGUGUCAGGAGGCAUAGGGACCUGUCCCUCCCCCCAGCAAUGGUAUAAACCCAGGCUGUCUGAGGGGGAAAUAGUGUUCCUUGGACCCAAGGGCCUCUGAACACAAGCUGCUCCUGUCGGGCUUGCUGCUGCCUGCACACCAAGACCUUUGCCAGGUAGGUGAAGAUCUCCUUCUGGGAAGCUGCCCAUGCAGGUUCUCUGCUCAAGGCCCAUCUGAAUGGCACAAUACAAAUGGAUACAGUUAGGAUAUCAGAAAUUCCUGAGGAAGGGAAUAAAGCUACCUAUGAGUCCCAUUCGGGUUCUUGGUUCAAGACCCAUCUGGGGAGGGACUUCUGAGGCUCUCAGGAAGUUGCAGGAUUAGGGGGAAUGGGGCAAAGCUGGAGGUGGGGAGAGUCAGGCUGGAGGUGAGGAGGAAAUUCUUCAGCAUGAGAGUGGUGAGAGGCUGGAAUGGGUUGCCCAGGGAGGUGGUUGAGGCCCCAUGGCUGGAGGUGUUUAAGGCCAGGCUGGAUGAGACUGUGGGCAUCUGUUCUCAUAGCAGAGCUGCUCCAGCCCUCUGGUCAUCCUCAUGACCCUCUGUUUGGAGACAGUCUGGUACAACACAGUGCCCAGGCUUCUGCACCACCUGCUCUCCUCUGUGUCCUUAUUGUGUCUUAGUGUCCCCUUUUCCAGCCUUGUGAAGACCCAGGAAGGCAACAGCCAUGAAGAUGCUGUACCUACUCUUCCCCUUCCUCAUCCUCUUGUUCCAGGGUGCUGCAGGAACAGGAGGCUCGCUGGGGUGUAGCCAGAGAGGAGGACAAUGCUUCUUUAGGAGAUGUCCCCCAAAUACAAUACCCUCGGGAAGAUGCUCGAUAUUUAGGAAGUGCUGCAGGAGGUAA
This is a messenger RNA of Pogoniulus pusillus (Red-fronted tinkerbird), 965 nucleotides long. Its product is annotated as gallinacin-1-like. Gene Ontology annotation, biological process: cell chemotaxis; defense response to bacterium. Gene Ontology annotation, cellular component: extracellular region. NCBI's taxonomy places the organism in Eukaryota, Metazoa, Chordata, Aves, Piciformes, Lybiidae. Bases 789 to 965 code for a protein of 58 amino acids. The transcript is spliced from 2 exons. The record is from RefSeq and is a predicted model, not a curated record. Gene Ontology annotation, molecular function: chemoattractant activity; CCR6 chemokine receptor binding.